CACCGGACAAGCAUGGAGGAGAAGCCAAACCAUGAUUUUACGAGUAAGUGCUGCGUCUUUGCUGUUAUAUCCGGAUGGAAAAGGUUACUCUGAAUGUUUGCAGUCAAGUUUUAGAUUAAGGAUUGGUACUUUAUUUCUGGCAGAUACGCCGUCUACAAUUCUCAAUGUCAGGUGUUAGUUGGGGCAUUCCCUCUUGUUGCUGCAUCAUGAGCUGUUUAUUAUGUCAUCAUCUCUCUUAGUACAUGUCUGGAGUGGCUGACAGUAGUUUGACAUUAUCUCAGGGUUUUAAUACAUAGAUAGAAAUCAGACUUAUAAAAAGUGAUUUAAUUCUCAGAACUGUGUCCCUGUUCUCGACAUAGAAGUACUUCUCUGUGCUUUUCAACUGCAGGAAUAUCUGAACAUAAAAUAGAGGGUGCGAACUAGAUUAGUCAUGACCCUGCUUCAGGUCAUUUCACUGACUAUUUUUUUUGCCAUUUUCAGGUAUUUAUUAAUAAGAUAAGAUAAGACAUACCUUUAUUAUUCCCACAUGGCAAAAUCCCAAAAUUAAAUUAGCAUAAAUACAAAUACAAGGGAGAAAUUAAAGGAUAAAGAAACUUUGAGUUACUUAUUUCUUGAAAAGUAUGUUUUAAAAGAAAAUUGUAAGUCAGACUUAUCUGUAAAAUUGAUGUAUUUCUUUCUUUUACUUGCACAUGCACACAUGCCCUAUGAGUGCUGAAUUAUGUUGUGAAGUCUACUGCUAAUAAGACUGCUUUAUACUGCAGAGAGUAUCUUCUGGUUAAAAUAACACCCUAAGGCUCGUCGAUGUAGCUGGAGUUCAUGUUAUCCAAGCAGAAUAAAUCUUCCCAUCAUUAAGGAAAGCCUGAGAUUUUGAGCCUGAAAAUGAUCAACUAAUGAAGAGGGUGGAUGAUAUCCGUUUAAUGUUGUUCACAUCCAGACUGGACAGGACAGGACAGGGUUCACACAGUGUUUGUUAAAUGUUAAUGAUAAAUAUGUUUUCAUCUCAGCAGUUAAUAGUCAACAAGUCAGGACUCGCUGUUUUGAUCCCACGAGCUUUGAUUGGCUGAGGACUUCUGAGGAGAAUUUCAAUGCAUCUGUUUAAGUCUGGAGCUUGACUAUUGAUGUGUUUUCAUAGGUGACUGCUAUUCAGUUCUGACCUCCUCUGUUUUAGAUCACAAACAUGGACUUUAACAAAAGUGCUGUUAGAAUUUUGCUUUUUUUUUUUUUUUUUUUUUUGAAUAAAAUAAAUAGUUCAGUUCCUUUAUAAACUUAAUAAUCACUGCACGAGAUUGCCUUUUUCCAUGUCUUUGCACCUAAUCCUCUUUCAUGCUCUGUUUGUUUUCUCCACAGCUCAGGUGUCACAGCAAUAUCGUCUCUGGCUGAGGUUUGCUGAAUAAAGAUGCUCACGGACCUGGAGAGACGGGGCAGCACUCAAAUCAGAUGACUCAAGAGGAAAGAAGAAAAAAAGCCUGACCUCUAAUCUCAGGACCACAGCCUGGACAGUCUGCAUGAUGUGAAGCAUCAGGUUACGGGGGACAAAGACAAUUUAAAAACAUGGAGACACUGCUGUUUUGUGUCUGGAAUCUAUUUGUAGAUGAACCUUGGUCUCGUCAUGGGGUCAAAUGAACCAUAACAAUUGUGCUGAAGGCACCUGACUUCUGUCAGCAUACAAACACAGCAUAGAUGGUUUGUCCUUUCAAGACACAUCAGUGGGAACUACCAGCCUCUGAUAAUGUAGCUGCUACAGGUGACUUACAUGUGGCCUCUGAUUCAAGACAGUCCAACCACAGUCAGUAUGGAAGUGCAGACAACCUCUGUAGUGUGGAUAUAUAUUAACAGCACAGACCCACUGAACUCUUCUUAUGACUUCAACACCACCUUUCUGACUGAAGUCUCAAAUACACAAUCGUACAUAAUUGGUCUCUUCUUGUCCUGCCUGUACACCAUCCUCCUCUUUCCGAUUGGAUUUAUUGGUAACAUCUUAAUUCUUGUGGUGAACCUGAACCACAGAGAGAAGAUGACCAUCCCUGAUCUUUAUUUUGUUAACCUGGCUGUAGCUGACCUCAUCCUGGUGGCAGACUCCCUCAUCGAGGUCUUCAAUCUAAAUGAGAAAUACUAUGACUACGCUGUUCUCUGCACCUUCAUGUCUCUUUUCCUGCAGGUCAACAUGUACAGCAGCAUCUUCUUCCUCACCUGGAUGAGCUUUGACAGAUACGUUGCCUUAGCUAACUCCAUAAGCAGCAGCCCAUUGCGGACUAUGCAGCACGCCAAGCUUAGCUGCGGCCUCAUCUGGAUGGCGUCCAUCCUGGCCACGCUCCUCCCCUUCACCAUUGUGCAGACGCAACACAGGGGCGAGGUGCACUUCUGCUUCGCCAACGUCUUUGAGAUCCAGUGGCUGGAGGUAACCAUCGGCUUUUUGGUGCCCUUCUCCAUCAUCGGUCUGUGCUACUCUCUAAUUGGGCGAAUCCUCAUGAGGGCACAGAAGCACCGUGGACUGUGGCCACGGCGACAGAAAGCCUUGCGUAUGAUCGUGGUGGUGGUUCUGGUGUUCUUUAUCUGCUGGCUGCCGGAGAAUGUCUUCAUCAGCAUCCAGCUGCUGCAGGGCACGGCCAACCCAGCACAAAGAACUGCUACCACCCUGUGGCACGACUACCCACUCACGGGCCACAUUGUCAACUUGGCAGCUUUCUCCAACAGCUGCCUCAACCCCAUUAUCUACAGCUUUUUAGGAGAAACCUUCAGGGACAAGCUACGGCUCUUUAUAAAGCAGAAGGCCAGCUGGUCAGUGGUGAACCGCUUCUGCCACCACGGCCUUGAUUUACGCCUCUCUGUCAGGAACGACGUGUCAGAAGUGUGA
Xyrichtys novacula (pearly razorfish) is the source of this 2854-nucleotide messenger RNA. NCBI's taxonomy places the organism in Eukaryota, Metazoa, Chordata, Actinopteri, Labriformes, Labridae. The record is from the annotation of a GenBank genome assembly.